Messenger RNA from Xenia sp. Carnegie-2017, 995 nucleotides. Its product is annotated as HIG1 domain family member 2A, mitochondrial-like. The record is from RefSeq and is a predicted model, not a curated record. Bases 67 to 357 code for a protein of 96 amino acids. Gene Ontology annotation, cellular component: mitochondrion. Gene Ontology annotation, biological process: mitochondrial respirasome assembly. The transcript has 2 exons. Lineage: Eukaryota; Metazoa; Cnidaria; Anthozoa; Malacalcyonacea; Xeniidae.
GACUCCAAAUUCUUUUGCCUUCUCUAAUUCUAUGGUUGAAAUUUUAUUUUGGAUUAAAAAAGAAGAAUGAAACCAGAAAGUGAAGCAGAAGCCGAUGACUUCUUUUUCAGCUAUAGACAAGAGUCAUCCAAAGAGAAACUGUGGCGAAAAUGCAAGGAGAAUCCGUUUGUCCCCAUAGGUCUUGCUGGUACUGUAGGAGCAUUGACAUAUGGACUAAUCUCGUUCCAGCGAGGACAUUCGCGUAAUCAGCAGAACAUGAUGAGGUUAAGGGUUAUAGCUCAAGGAUUUACUGUGAUUUCUGUCGUGGUUGGUGUGGCCAUUAUGCAGUGGAGAAAGCCAGAAGGAAAGGCCACAUGAAGCAAAUGAACUUGAAACUUGUGAAAAGAAAUAUUUUAAUUUAUGAUAUUUACAUUGCUAAAGCAUGUAAUUGGAUUUCUGUCAGACAGAAUUGACAAAUGGAGUCAUAGGGGAUUUUAAGAAAGAGGGUUUUUUGGUAUCAGGUGGGUCAUCCUGAAGAACUUUUGAUAUUUUUAUGUAGCAUGAGCAUUCUAGGUUACGUUAGAAUUUGUUUCUGGCCAAAGCUUUAGAAAAUGAGAUAGAAAACAUACUUCAUCAAUUACUUUGUUUGUUUAUUUAUCUUAAAUUUUGAGUUAUAAAGACAGAGUCAAUUUUGGAGUAUGUUUUCUUAUAUCAUUCCUACUUCAGGAUUAUAUUAAUUCUUACUUGAGUAUUUAUGUGACUUGUCCAAGAUCAGAUACAAUUGUAUUUGCUUGAAGCAUUUUGCAGUAUGUAAUACAAAUUUGCUUUUUGACAAAAGCACCCCCCAAUGUUUUGACACUUUUUGACAAAUGCAAUCUGUAUCAGGUCUCCUUCAUAUACUAUACAAUUAAAAACUAACAUUAAUCUAUGAUGCUAUAUAUGUGUUGUAAAUGGUUACUUCUUAACAUAAAUUAUGAAUCAGGGACUAUGACGGGUCCUGGUUCAUCAAACCAUGA